GGCGGUUGGGUCAGCUGACCUGUGUGGCGACGGGCGGAUUUAGGCCGCUGGCCUCGGCUUUGGGUCGCCGCCGCCAUGGCCAGUCAGUCGCAGGGCAUCCAGCAGCUGCUGCAGGCCGAGAAGCGGGCCGCCGAGAAGGUGUCCGAGGCCCGCAAGCGAAAGAACCGGAGGCUGAAGCAGGCCAAAGAGGAGGCUCAGGCUGAAAUUGAGCAGUACCGCCUGCAGAGGGAGAAGGAGUUCAAGGCCAAAGAAGCUGCGGCUCUGGGAUCUCAUGGCAGCUGCAGCACUGAAAUGGAGAAGGAAACCCAGGAGAAGAUGAGCAUCCUCCAGACCUACUUCCGGCAGAACAGGGAUGAGGUCCUGGACAACCUCUUGGCCUUUGUCUGUGACAUCCGGCCAGAAAUCCAUGAAAACUACCGCAUAAAUGGAUAGGGGAAGAAGGAAGAAGCGCCUGUUCCCUGGAUUGGCAUUUCAGAUGCUUCCGUGGAAUACGAAGCUUUUGCAAAGCUUGAGUUACAGUCUUGUGAAAAGGCAUUAAAUUAUUUCUGUAUGUUAUAUAGUAGGUUCUUUUACUUUUUGGAGAACAGCAAAUCUAGUUUCUUUGUACAAACUUAGAGCUUAUCCAAAGAUUUCAUCUUUUUACCUCAUAUUUCUUAGAAAUUUAAUGGGUAUGUGUUGUCUUUUUCUAUGCCUUUUAACUCGAGCAAAA
Molossus molossus (Pallas's mastiff bat) is the source of this 709-nucleotide messenger RNA. It is a transcript of the gene ATP6V1G1, whose product is annotated as ATPase H+ transporting V1 subunit G1. Gene Ontology annotation, cellular component: vacuolar proton-transporting V-type ATPase complex. The transcript has 3 exons. Gene Ontology annotation, biological process: proton transmembrane transport. The record is from RefSeq and is a predicted model, not a curated record. Gene Ontology annotation, molecular function: proton-transporting ATPase activity, rotational mechanism. NCBI's taxonomy places the organism in Eukaryota, Metazoa, Chordata, Mammalia, Chiroptera, Molossidae. Bases 76 to 432 code for a protein of 118 amino acids.